Messenger RNA from Pteropus alecto (black flying fox), 2142 nucleotides. RefSeq names its product growth factor receptor bound protein 14 (gene GRB14). Gene Ontology annotation, cellular component: plasma membrane; cytoplasm. Bases 171 to 1532 code for a protein of 453 amino acids. Gene Ontology annotation, biological process: negative regulation of insulin receptor signaling pathway; insulin receptor signaling pathway. Lineage: Eukaryota; Metazoa; Chordata; Mammalia; Chiroptera; Pteropodidae. The transcript has 13 exons. The record is from RefSeq and is a predicted model, not a curated record.
AGCCAUCCUUAAUUGGCUUUGGGUAGAUUGGAAUCACAUAAGCAGGGUGACAUUUAUUGCUUUCCUAGUUGUUUCUUUGCACUGAGCCCUGAGAUUCCUAAGGAGUAACUGUAAGAGAUUUCUUUCAUUUCAUCCAUGGUCUGUGAGAGGGGAUCGUUCUAAGAGCAGGCAUGAGUUUAAGUGCGAGAAGAGUCACUCUGCCUACAAUAACGCCCAUAGUGCUACAGAAGAGGGUAAUUAAAGUAUACAGUGAAGAUGAAACCAGCAGGGCUUUAGAGGUACCCAGUGACAUAACCGCCCGAGAUGUGUGCCAGCUGUUGAUCCUGAAGAAUCAUUACGUUGAUGACCACAGCUGGACCCUUUUUGAGCACCUGCCUCACAUAGGUCUAGAAAGAAUAAUAGAAGACCAUGAACUGGUGGUUGAAGUGCUAUCUAAUUGGGGAAUGGAAGAAGAAAAUAAGCUAUACUUUAGAAAAAAUUAUGCCAAAUAUGAAUUCUUUAAAAACCCAAUGUAUUUUUUUCCAGAGCACAUGGUGUCUUUUGCAACUGAAACCAAUGGUGAAAUAUCCCCUACGCAGAUUUUGCAGAUAUUUCUGAGUUCAAACACAUAUCCUGAAAUCCAUGGCUUCUUACAUGCAAAAGAACAGGGAAAGAAGUCCUGGAAAAAGAUUUACUUCCUUCUAAGAAGAUCUGGUUUAUAUUUUUCUACUAAAGGGACAUCAAAGGAACCACGGCAUUUGCAGUUUUUCAGCGAUUUUGGCAAUAGUGAUAUUUAUGUGUCACUGGCAGGCAAAAAAAAACAUGGAGCACCAGCUAACUAUGGAUUCUGCUUUAAGCCUAACAAAGCGCGAGGGCCCCGAGACCUGAAAAUGCUCUGUGCAGAAGAAGAGCAGAGUAGGACGUGCUGGGUGACCGCGAUUAGAUUGCUUAAGUAUGGCAUGCAGCUGUACCAGAAUUACAUGCAUCCUUAUCAAGGUAGAAGUGGCUGCAGUUCUCAGAGUAUAUCACCCAUGAGAAGUAUAUCAGAGAAUUCACUGGUAGCAAUGGACUUCUCAGGCCAGAAAAGCAGAGUUAUAGAAAAUCCCACAGAAGCCCUUUCAGUUGCAGUUGAAGAAGGACUCGCUUGGAGGAAAAAAGGAUGCCUACGCCUGGGCAAUCAUGGUAGCCCCACUGCCUCUUCACAGAGCUCUGCCACCAGCUUGGCUAUCCACCGAUCCCAACCAUGGUUUCACCACAAAAUUUCUAGAGAUGAAGCUCAGCGACUGAUUAUUCAGCAAGGACUUGUGGAUGGAGUUUUCUUGGUACGGGAUAGUCAGAGUAACCCCAAAACUUUCGUACUGUCAAUGAGUCAUGCACAAAAAAUAAAGCAUUUUCAAAUUAUACCAGUGGAAGAUGAUGGUGAAAUGUUCCACACCCUGGACGAUGGCCACACAAGGUUUACGGAUCUAAUCCAGCUGGUGGAGUUUUAUCAACUUAAUAAGGGUGUUCUUCCUUGCAAAUUGAAACAUUAUUGUGCUAAAAUUGCACUUUAGCCAAACUAGAAAUGACUUGUUAAAGUGUUGAAGAAAAAAGACUCAAGGAAAAAUAAAAGAUCAUACAUAACGGUGAAAGUAUUGCCGUGAUGAAAAGAAUCUGUUUCACCUCAAAGUUAGAAAAAAUAGUUUGUGCAUUGCAAAUAAGCGAAGAAUUGGAUUGACACUACAUUCAUCAUUUAAAAUUCAUUAGUUAAAAUUAAACCUCAGAAAAAAAUAAUUUGGUGUGUUCUUGUGUGAUUUUACAUUACUAUAUUAUUUUCUUUGAAUGUGCAUAUUUUAAAUAUCUUCCUGUCCUUACUAUAUGGCAGCAUUAGAAUUCUUAACUACAAAAUAUGGGUGGAAAUUGGGGUUCAGAAUGAAUUUAAAUUAUACUAUUUUUUUGUAACCUAAGAGUAAUAAAAACUCAAGCAAUCAGUUAAAAGAAGCUACCCACGACUUGUUAGUAAAACUAAAAAUUAUUUUGAAUUAUACAUUUUCUGAGUUUAUUAUAACAUAAAAAUCAAAGCAUGUUUUGAAGUAGCAGCUUAAAAUUAAUUUGAAACAUUUUGGUUUUUUCAGGAUGACUUAUUAAAUUAUUGAUUAUACUAUAAUAUUUAUACUGGUAUUG